This is a messenger RNA of Exophiala aquamarina CBS 119918, 972 nucleotides long. RefSeq lists its product as uncharacterized. The transcript has a single exon. Lineage: Eukaryota; Fungi; Ascomycota; Eurotiomycetes; Chaetothyriales; Herpotrichiellaceae. Gene Ontology annotation, molecular function: small ribosomal subunit rRNA binding. The record is from RefSeq and is a predicted model, not a curated record. Gene Ontology annotation, cellular component: nucleolus; small-subunit processome. The coding region runs from base 1 to 972 and encodes 323 amino acids.
AUGCGCGCCAAACGCAGCAAGAAGUACCGCAAGGUCAUGUCGGCGUACCAGCAGGCGUUCUCGUUCCGCGAGCCGUACCAGGUCCUGCUUGACUCACACUUCCUCAAAGCAUGCCACUCGUUCCACAUGCCGCUCCAGCGUUACCUCGAGAACACGCUGCACGGGCAGUGCCGGCUGUUCAUAACACAGUGCACGAUCGCGAAAGUGAUGGCCGACUUUGAGAAGGAAAAGGAAAAGACGAAAGUCGGCGAUGGACGCCCAAGAGGAAGGCCGGAGUUCCUGCCGCCGCCGCUGGAGGCACCGAUGCGCUACUGCAAGCACAAGAAUAAUGAGGGCGAGGAGCUCGGCGUGAUCGGAGAGAGUCGCUGUCUACUUGAUUUACUGGCUGGCCAGCCGCAUGGGAACGAGCUCGCGAAGAAUAAGCAGCAUUACAUCCUGGCGACAGCGGAACCGGACGAGAGGGAGCUGAAGCGGAAGGGGUAUUUCGAUGUGAGGGAGCGCGCGAGGAUGAUUCCCGGCGUGCCGGUGGUCUAUGUCAAGAGGAGUGUCAUGAUACUGGAGGAGUUGAGUGGCGCGAGCGAGAGGACGAGGACGAAGGCUGAGAAGGCGAAGUUCUCCGAGGGGUUGGUGGACACGAGGAAGAGGAAGAGGGGGGAGGGUGCUGAUGAUGGGAGUAAUGAUGAGCUUGAGGAUAUCUUACUUGAGCGAGAGCAACAGGCACAGGGGCUGAAGGUUCGCGGAAUGACGAGGGCGAAAGGACCCAACCCGCUGAGCGUGAGGAAGAAGAAAAAAGUCACGACCAGCAGUGAGCAGACAAGGGGCUCGGAGGGUGGUCCAGCGCUCGAAGAGGGAGAAAGAAAAAAGCGAACAAGGAGAGGGAAGCGAGGAAGGGGGAAGACGGGCGUGGGCAAAGACCCUGCGUCUGAGCAAACCCGCACUGCUGAACCACCGUCGCUCAGACUGGAUGAGUAG